CCAAGCAUCGAUCUUUCAAAUCCCGAGAAUCGUCCUACAAAGUGUCAAAGAAUUGAAAUCAAUGAGAAAUUUGAUAUUCAAUCCUUAGAACGUGAUCCGGGACUGAGACCUCCAAUAUGGAAAUAUCCAGUAGAAAAGCGUGAUGAAGUGCGUAGAGCUUACAUCAAGGCCGGUCCAUAUCAAUGCAUCCUUUCAGAGUAUCCAAAAUCUGAAAAAAAAACAUCGCCGGAGCUUUCAACCUUCAUGGUUUAAGUUAUUUCCAUCUUGGUUAGAAUACUCUCCGAGUGCGGAUGCUGUUUAUUGUUUACCGUGCUUUUUAUUUCAUACUGAACAUGGACCUCCAGGAUCUAAUGCUUUUACAAUUGUUGGUUUUCGAUCUUGGAAGAAAGUUAGAGAUGGAAUAAAUUGUUCACUUUUGGCUCAUAGUGGAAAAGAUCUCACUUCUCCUCAUCGAAAUGCUGAAAAAUCUUGUGCAGCCCUCAUGAAUCAAGAAUCUCACAUUGCACAAAGCAUUGCAAAGUUCACUUCUCAAGAAGUUGCUGAAAAUAGGCUUCGCUUGAAGACAUCAAUUGAAGCAAUUAGAUGGCUUGCAUUUCAAGGAUGUUCUUUACGAGGUCAUGAUGAGUCAACAACCUCAAGUAAUCGAGGAAACUCAAAAACCUCAAAUAGGGUCACCACAACUUUUCAUAACAAUCGUCCUACUCCGUAUUAUAAUCAACUUUUCGGUUUCUUUUACUUCUUUUCACAAGAAGCUUUGCUAAAAUAUACGGAGUAUGUCAUCUGCCUGGAAAUCAGCUGCUACACUAAAUCACCGGCUUGGACAACAUCAUCUACACGAAAUCAUCAGCUGAUUCCAUUCUCGGAGCUUGUCUUUGGUCUUCAACGGUGAAGGAUUUGGAAGAGUCAAAACAAGAUCAGUUAUUGCCAAAAGCUUUAGUACAGGAGUAAGGCUACGUAUAUUCAAGAUGUUUUCUUUUGGUAAGAAAUUUGCCAGUCUGGUUUGGUCUGAACUGAUCUAGUCUGGUCUGGUCCGGUAAACGUCUAGUCUCUGUGUAUUUUAUAACUACGGAAGUCUGGUCUGAUCUGGUCUGGUCCUGGACAGAAAACAGUCCAAAAGAAAAUAUCAGCAAUCCCCCUACCCCACCAUAUGUGGGAGACUUUUCGGCAUUGGGAUAAUGAUGAUAAUGAUGAAUAUCAUGUAUCGAUUCAUGUUAGCUGACUCCAAAAUAUCUUGGGGUUAAGACUUGAAUGUUUUUGAAGAAGAAAAAGUUUUCAGUGAGUAACUUUCUAUGCCAUGUAGAAUUGGUUCCUUGUGUAUUAUUUCUACAAUGUCGUUCGGUUAUUAUUGUUAUAACUUAUAUUAUUAGUAAUUAGUACUAUCUCCUUCCCAUUUUAUGUAUCUCUUUUGGUUUUGACACAA
Molecule: messenger RNA, 1420 nt
Organism: Cuscuta epithymum
Lineage: Eukaryota; Viridiplantae; Streptophyta; Magnoliopsida; Solanales; Convolvulaceae
Source: the annotation of a GenBank genome assembly